Lipotes vexillifer (Yangtze River dolphin) is the source of this 2606-nucleotide messenger RNA. It is a transcript of the gene GPC4, whose product is annotated as glypican 4. Gene Ontology annotation, cellular component: synapse; cell surface; extracellular region. Gene Ontology annotation, biological process: cell migration; regulation of signal transduction; synaptic membrane adhesion. The transcript is spliced from 9 exons. Bases 492 to 2165 code for a protein of 557 amino acids. The record is from RefSeq and is a predicted model, not a curated record. Lineage: Eukaryota; Metazoa; Chordata; Mammalia; Artiodactyla; Lipotidae.
CUGAAGAGGGCACAGCCGUGCGGCCGAGGGCAGAGCGAGCCGAGCCGAGUCGAACUAGCAGGGCGGACCAGCGCCGGGCAGCCCGAACCGCGCGCCGCGAGCGCCCGCCGCCGCCCCUCACGCCCUCCUCGGCCCCCGCGGCGCCUGCCACCUUCCCCUCCUUCCCCGCGCCCCUGUCCCGCCUCCGGCGAGCCCGCCCCGAUCGCUGCCCCCGCGGAGCCGGGAGGUCACCGGCCCGCGCCUCCGCUCCCCUGGGCCGCGCACCGCCUCCACGCCCUCCUCCUCCUCCCCAGGCUGGGCGCCUGGCACCGGGGGCCGUUGCCUGACGCGCAAGGCCCAGCUCCACUUUUCGCUCCGCGUCUCCUCCUCCUCCUCCAACUCCUCCAACUCCCCUCGCCCUCGGACUCCGCUCGCGAGCCCUCGACUCCGCGCCCGCCCGCCACUCUCCGUCCCGCCCCGAAGGUGGGAGCGCGUCCGCCCCGGCCGGCACCAUGGCACGCUUCGUCUUGCCUGCGCUGCUCUGCACCCUGGCCGCGCUCAGCGCCGCGCCGCUGGCUGCCGAGCUCAAGUCGAAAAGUUGCUCGGAAGUGCGACGUCUCUACGUGUCCAAAGGCUUCGACAAGAACGAUGCCCCCACGCACGAGAUCAACGGUGAUCAUUUGAAGAUUUGUCCCCAGGGUUAUACCUGCUGCUCCCAAGAGAUGGAGGAGAAGUACAGCCUGCAAAGUAAGGAUGAUUUCAAAAGUGUGGUCAGUGAGCAGUGCAAUCAUUUGCAAGCUGUCUUUGCGUCCCGUUACAAGAAGUUUGAUGAAUUCUUCAAAGAACUACUUGAAAAUGCGGAGAAAUCCCUGAAUGACAUGUUUGUGAAGACAUAUGGUCACUUGUACAUGCAAAAUUCCGAGCUAUUUAAAGAUCUCUUCGAAGAGUUGAAGCGCUACUAUGUGGCGGGAAGUGUGAACCUGGAAGAAAUGCUGAAUGACUUCUGGGCCCGCCUCCUGGAGCGGAUGUUCCGCCUGGUGAACUCCCAGUACCACUUCACAGACGACUAUCUGGAGUGCGUGAGCAAGUACACGGAGCAGCUGAAGCCCUUUGGAGAUGUCCCUCGGAAACUGAAGCUCCAGGUCACUCGUGCAUUUGUAGCAGCCCGCACUUUUGCUCAGGGCUUAGCAGUUGCAAGAGAUGUAGUGAGCAAAGUCUCAGUGGUAAAUCCCACAGCCCAGUGUACCCAUGCCCUGUUGAAGAUGAUCUACUGCUCCCACUGCCAAGGUCUCGUGACUGUGAAACCCUGUUACAACUACUGCUCCAACAUCAUGAGAGGUUGUUUGGCCAACCAAGGGGAUCUUGAUUUCGAGUGGAACAAUUUCAUAGAUGCUAUGCUGAUGGUGGCCGAGAGGUUAGAGGGUCCUUUCAACAUUGAAUCAGUCAUGGAUCCCAUCGAUGUGAAGAUUUCGGAUGCUAUUAUGAACAUGCAGGAGAACAGCGUGCAGGUGUCUCAGAAGGUUUUCCAGGGAUGUGGACCCCCCAAGCCUCUCCCAGCUGGUCGGAUUUCCCGUUCCAUCUCCGAAAGUGCCUUCAGUGCCCGCUUCAGACCCUUUCACCCCGAGGAGCGCCCAACCACGGCAGCUGGCACUAGUUUGGACCGACUGGUUACUGACGUCAAGGAGAAACUGAAGCAGGCCAAGAAGUUCUGGUCCUCUCUUCCUAGUAACGUCUGCAACGAUGAGAGGAUGGCUGCAGGAAACGGCAAUGAGGAUGACUGCUGGAAUGGAAAAGGCAAAAGCAGGUACCUGUUUGCAGUGACAGGAAACGGAUUAGCCAACCAGGGCAAUAAUCCGGAGGUCCAGGUUGACACCAGCAAACCGGACAUACUGAUCCUUCGUCAAAUCAUGGCUCUUCGAGUUAUGACCAGUAAGAUGAAGAAUGCUUAUAAUGGGAAUGAUGUGGACUUCUUUGAUAUCAGUGAUGAGAGCAGUGGAGAAGGAAGUGGAAGCGGAUGUGAGUAUCAGCAGUGCCCUUCGGAGCUUGAGUAUAACGCAACUGACCACUCUGGGAAGAGUGUCAGCGAUAAAGCCAGCAGCGCUGGGGUCCCCGCUGGGGCGCGGCCCUACCUCCUCCUCACUGUCUUCUGCAUCUUGUCCCUGGUUAUGCAGGGAGAAUGGAGAUAAUUCUCAACCUUAGAGAAAAAGUGUUCAUCAUCAAAAAGGCACCGGUUAUCACUUUUAUACCAUCCUAGUGACUUUGCUUUUUAAAUGAAUGGACAACAAUGUACAGUUUUUACUAUGUGGCCACUGGUUUAAAAGAUGCUGACUUUGUUUUUUCAUUCAGUUUUGCGGGAAAAGGGGACUUGUACGUAAGGUCGGUCCUGCUUCCUCAGAAUCAUGUUAAAUGUGGCUAACAGUGUAGGUACAGAACUGUAGUUAGUUGUGCAUUUGUGAUUUUUAUCACUCUGUUUGUUUGUUCUUUUUGUUUUUGUUUUGUUUUGUUUGUUUGUGGGGUUUUUUUUUCUUCUUCAAUACGGUCUCACCUUGUUUCUUACAAGAAAACCAGGGGCCUUUCUUGGCAUGUAACAUGUACGUAUUUCUGAAAUAUUAAAUAGCUGUACAGAA